AUGCGUCUUGCCAGUGAAAACUCAUCGGCCAAACCUCUUGUUGCAGAAAGGUUAAAAACAGAUAGGCAAAAACCACCUCUCAAACCCAAAUCACUAUCAGAUUCCAAAAUAAGAGCAGCAUUGCUCAUAUAUCAGGCUCAAGCGAUUAUGCGUCUUGCCAGUGAAAACUCAUCGGCCAAACCUCUUGUUGCAGAAAGGUUAAAAACAGAUAGGCAAAAACCACCUCUCAAACCCAAAUCACUAUCAGAUUCCAAAAUAAGAGCAGCAUUGCUCAUAUAUCAGGACUUCCAAUGGCAAGAAGAUAUUCCUUGCAGUGUUUUCUUGAAAAGCGCCGUGGCAGGAUCAUCAACAAUUCUCCUUAUGCCCUUCAUUCUUAAAAAACAAGAAGACAAUUAUGAGGCAAUUGCCAUUUAUUCAACUCCAUUCAAUGCUUUUUAUGAAAUAGCCUUUCAGGUGACCUUAAUUGCUCAAGGGGAUGUUCCUCUGUCUAUUGUAAUGACGGUAUGCACAACUCUUGGGGCAGCAGCCCUGACUCCUCUACUAACAAAGAUAUUGGCAGGGACUUUCGACCCUGUGGAUGCUACCAAACUGUCAAUGAGCACCAUGCAUGUCGUUGUUGCUCUAAUUUUGUUAGGUUCUUAUAUGCAGAGUGCAUUUCCUGCAGUGGUUAAAAUUGUGAUACCUUUUGCACCACUUUUUGCUGUUCUAGCUGCAUCACUGCUUGCAUGCAGUGUAUUCUCCGAGAAUGUUGUCCGUCUCAAAGCUUCAAUGGUUGCUGUAACAUUGCCGGCUGAACUGUCCCUAAUGGCUCAUGCUGAGACAGUGUUAUCUGGAGAAGUUGGGGUGGUUAUUCUUUCUAUGCUGUUAGUACAUAUUGCUGGUUUCUUUGUGGGGUAUAUAUCAGCAGCUGUUUGCGGGUUUAGAGAAGCACAAAGACGAGCAAUAUCAAUUGAUGUUGGUAUGCAAAAUUCUUCUUUGGGUGUGGUUUUGGCCACCUCUCAUUUCACCUCGCCGAUGGUUGCAUUACCUGCUGCUGUGAUUGUGAAUAUAAUGGGAAGCAGCCUGGCAUUCUUUUGGAGAUACGUAGAUCCUUCUGACUCCAAAGGAGACUCCUACAGUUGAGGUUAAGUGACAACUAUAGCACCCUUUCGAAGUUUUCCCUAACCGGCAAUAUCUGCUGUGAGUAUGAAUACAAUGGGCAGCAGCAAUCUGGGUGUCCUUAGAGAUAUGUAUCCUUUUGGCUCCAUUAAGUCUCCUACAAUUGAUGUUAAGUGACAGUAA
Prunus avium (sweet cherry) is the source of this 1281-nucleotide messenger RNA. The record is from RefSeq and is a predicted model, not a curated record. Lineage: Eukaryota; Viridiplantae; Streptophyta; Magnoliopsida; Rosales; Rosaceae.